GAGGGUUCUUCUUUUCCAUUGAAAAACCCGCAAAAAGGGUUCAUACUACAAAAGAAAGCUCAACUUCAUAUCUCUAUCUAAAAGAGAAGUACUGAUCUUCAGCUCCUUCCAAGUUCCAACUUGGUUAAUGCAAAAACCCUACAAAAGAAAGCACAAACACUUAAAGUUGGUAGAUUGAUCUCGAAUUACUAGUGAUAAAGACUGAUCGUCAGCUUCUUCCAACUCGGUUAACGCUAAAACAAUGGCGUGGGAAGCAAUUCUAUGGGCAAUCUUCUUCCUCAUGAACAUUGGCCUAAUAGCCUUCAAUCUGUAUCAGAUCGUGUGCUUAUCGGAUUUGGAGGCAGACUAUAUGAACCCCUUUGAAUCGUCGUCUCGGAUUAAUGCUGUGGUCGUUCCUGAAUUUAUAUUGCACGGGGUGUUAUGCGUUCUGUCCCUUUUGACGGGGCAUUGGAUCAUGUUCCUCUUUACGCUUCCCAUUACUUGCUAUAAUGGCUCCUUGUUUUUGAAGCGACAGCAUCUUAUUGACGUCACUGAGGUCUUUAGGUUUCUCAGUGCCGAGAAAAAGUACCGAAUUAUCAAGCUUGGAUUCUACUUAGUUCUCUUUGUUUUAGUCAUUAUCAGUUGGGACAGUGAAUCUAUCUCAAUGGGAAUGUUGUUUCACUGCAAUUGUUGCUCAAAACCGUAUGAUGGUAGUUCCGAAGGAAUUGUCACAGCUAUACUGCUAGUAGGCUGUAGGUGAUUCCUGGGCAGCAGCCUUACCCUGUCUCCUUGUGCGCUAAUGCAUAUGCCUUGAACAUGUGCCACAGUACUGGGGGAUGAGCACUGCCAGUGUGCCUAGUCAGGAUCUCUUGUUCCGUUAAUAAACUAAGUUGAGCUUCUUUUUUAUAAACAAGUAAUGAAGUUCAAACCUUCAAAAGUAGUACCAGAAUUAGAACUACUCCGGCUUGUGGCUUCUCUUCCUUCUGAAUAUGAUAAACACUUUAUUAUAUUAUGCUGUACUGUUAUUAUGACUAUUUCAAUAGUCGUGUAGAUUAACUGGAGUAGUAAUAUAUUAUUGAGUUUCUAGAACCUAUAAGUAUUAAGCCUUGACAAUUAGGACACACUAAGUGUUUUCAUCUCUUCUAUACUUGCACAACUUUUUACGAAAAGUAUGUUGCAGU
Rhododendron vialii is the source of this 1160-nucleotide messenger RNA. Its product is annotated as protein cornichon homolog 1. Lineage: Eukaryota; Viridiplantae; Streptophyta; Magnoliopsida; Ericales; Ericaceae. The coding region runs from base 242 to 739 and encodes 165 amino acids. Gene Ontology annotation, biological process: vesicle-mediated transport. The record is from RefSeq and is a predicted model, not a curated record. The transcript has 4 exons.